UGUAGCAAAGCAUGCUGGAUUUUGACAUCCACAUGCAUACAUGCGUGCCCAUGCCGACCACCGUAUACCCAAACCUCUGUUUUGUAUUCGUGUAAUAUUGAUAAUUUAUUUUGUUAAUUAUUUUUUAGUUAUUGUGACUUUUUACAUAAACUAAAACUUGCAUGGUUGAAAUCCGCAAGUUAUUGUUAUCAGUCGGCAUGGAGGUUACGCGGAAGAUAUUUUGUUUUAGCACUGUUGGAAACUGUUUCCUCCUAUUUUUCACAAUUAUUUUUCUCGUCAAACAAAGUGCAGCUGCCGUACGGUGUGCAUCAACGGACAAAACCCCAUACACUGGAGCUAACAGCUAUUCUACGAAUUAUACCGGCAUCCAAAAGCAACCACAAAAACUUUCGGCCAACUACACAGCGUUCGCCGAUGAGCCCACGCCGUAUUCGGACCGGCUAACCUAUCAAAACCGCUCCUAUACACCGUAUCGCAAUGACUACUAUCCCAAUAACUAUUACAACCGUUCGGUAAACUAUGACCGCGGAGACUACAACGACCGACGUCCCGACACCUACGAUCGGUAUAAUGACGAGGAAUAUUACCGCAGUGAGGAUUACCGGCGACCGAAUCGGUAUUACAACUCCACUGGGUCAGGAUAUUAUCCACGAAAUUACACGGCGUCCCGGAUGAUCCACAAUGAUACGGGUUAUAACUGGACGAUGGGUUACGACGGGCGGGGGACGGAUUAUUCGAAGAAAAAGGGCUACAGAGCGGAACCGUACGAUGAUCGUCGGUAUGACGGAUAUGCGGAUAGGUACAGCGAUGACCGCGAUAAUUAUGAGUCUGGACGAAUGACCGGCGACCGAUACCGGGAUGACGACUACGGCCGAGAUGACUACGACUCCACGUACAGGGGAAAUUACCGUUAUAAUAGUUCAGGUCCUUACCGGUCUGACCGUUAUCGGGACUACGACAACGAUAAUUACGGACGGUACAAUGAUGGACGUUACGCCAAUGACCGUUAUGAUUAUGGGCGUAAUGAUUCGUACGCGUUGGGACGAAAUACUGCCGGCCGGGAUUAUGACCGAUACGAUGGCCGUGACCGCUAUGGAUACGAUAACCGGGAUUCGUACGGCCGAAACGAACAACUGCGCGGACCGGAGUACGACCGGUAUGGGAAAAUUAACCCAUACGGAGGAUCCUAUAAUGGCGGUUAUAAUGGUUACGGACAGACAUACAAUAAACCGCAGGAAGCGUACGGAUCCGGAUAUGACUGCCCCAUCCAGACGAAGGAGACCAAGUCGUCACAUGCCGACAUUCCCACCACUUCCGCCAGUGCUAUUGUCUCUAUUCCCACGGGUGACUUCAUUCUGUAUUGUUCGCAACAUCCGGCAAAAACAAUCCUGGCGUAUCCGCUGUACUGCAGCGGUUAUGGCGACGAGGGAAUGGGCAAAGAUGCCACACCAACACUUAUCGACAAUACAUGCUUCGACAUCCGGGUGGUGGAUGAUCUAAACAAUUUGGAAAAGCCUAACCAUCUCAUUAUCGCUUUGACCAAAGCGGGUCAUUCUGCUGCGUACCAAGUGGACUAUUCGUCUAGCACCUUAAAACUCCUUCCGUGCCUUCAUGUUUUUGAGUACAAGUAUUUGGUGGAUUUUGAGUCAGUUCCCUUGGGACAUGCCGGCACACUGCUGGCCUUCGCCAAUAACAACGUGGAGCCGACAGCGGCUUAUCACGAGUCCGUGCAGCCGUUGUACAUUGCCAAGGACGGCAAAAUCGCCCUGUGCGGAUUCGCCGACAUCCAGAACGUCCUGGAUGUGACGGCGUGGAAGAAGAGCGUGGAUUCCAUCAUCUUGGUGUAUUCGCAGCGACGUGGCAAUACACGCCGAACCCUGCUACACUUAUUCGAGAUCCGCUUCAAGGAUGGCUACUGCGAUGUGCGACCGUAUAAGCACCAGAAGACCAUUGGCGCGGCGGUCUACGAUGGACAGCGCAACACGCUGUGUGCCUACGAACCGUUCACCAUUGACCAGUGCCUGUGUGGAGUGGAGGAUUUACAAAUCCUUCGGGCGCCGCAUUACCACAAAACUGUCCAUCUGGGCGUGGCCUUGAGCAAUAACGUUAAGUAUGAGACGGAUGGGGCGUGUCCAGUGGAAGAGCGUCUCCAGCCGGACAACCAGUAUGAUAAGUCGUUUUGCUGCUGUCCGCUGGCCAAUCAGCGUUCGUUUAUUAUCGAGUAUUCCGGGCAGUCGCGCAGUUUUGAUUUUAUGUCGGAUGACGAUAACGCGUUCCAGACUCUAUACGCCGGUCCCGAAUCGGCAACGGAAAUCUCUCAGUUGCAAACGGAAAAAUGCUGCCCGGUAUUCCAAACCAUAAGUCCAGUCGGCGAAACAUCCCUUUACACAUUGGAACAGAAUCGUUAUGGCGGCUGGCAGGUCUAUCAGUUUAUCAACCAUGGAUUACCGUCGUACGCCGAAAGUUCUUCCUUUGGAUAUUGUGACGACAACGAUGUCAUUGUCAGUUACACUUUGCACAGCUUUCAAGCAGACAAUACGAUCUACCAUAUUCGGUGUAAUUGGGAUGGAAAAUAUAGCAACGAUGCGUACAAAGAGAAGACCAAUUACGUCGGACGAACAAGUUACACUGCUCCGUCCCCAUAUGCGCUAGCGCCGGCUAAGACUUAUACGUCCAGCUACAACAACAGCAAUUACAAAGCCCCGACCAGCAACACCCCCGCCGCCUAUCCGACUCCCAGCUACACCGCCCCAGCACCGGCUCCCGUACCGGCACCGGCACCCUACGCCCAGCCGGCGCCCAGCUCCUAUGCCGGCUCACCGGCACCGGCCGCCUACGCAUAUAACAGCCCCAAUAGUUAUGCCGCCGCGAAAGUAUACUAUAACGGAUCCAACUCCUACAACACCACGUACAACAACACGAACUAUGCCAGUAAACCCAAAUACGAUUAUUUGCGCGCCAACUACAGUAAAGAUCAGCGUCCUGUUAAUAUUUACCUGAAUAUGUCCGACAAUCCGCUUUUUCAUCGUUUAGCAUCACAACAGUAUCAGCGCCCGUAUAACGGGACAUACCGGCAUGGAUUCGGAAAUGAUCUGUACAAUGCGGAUCCGUAUGGGCAUUACGGCAACUAUUCCAUGUCGCGGGCGACCUAUGGGCCGCAGCUGUACAGCGGCGGAUAUGCCCAGCCGGGAUACAAUGUCUAUCAGCCGGCACCGUUAAGUUACGACAUGGCGCAGUACGCUCCGUCGUCGCAUACCGGCAUCCGUUUCACGAAUUCCACACGGGGCGGGUAUUAUUCGCCAUCGGCACGGACCAACGGCAGAUAAAAGAGCUGUGUCAAAAAACUGAAAAAUGAUUUUUUGUAUCUCAAACAUUAUUUGUAUACUUGUUGUAAUACUGUAAAGGAAUGUUGUGCUUCAGCGGUUAUUACCGUGUUUUCUAGUACAAAUGCCUGAAAUUAUUAUUUUGGUUGAAAUGUGAAUGUCAAUAAUAAUAUUAUGUCGAUAAUGGUGCGGCAUUUAUUGUUCCAAAAA
Paramacrobiotus metropolitanus is the source of this 3533-nucleotide messenger RNA. RefSeq lists its product as uncharacterized. NCBI's taxonomy places the organism in Eukaryota, Metazoa, Tardigrada, Eutardigrada, Parachela, Macrobiotidae. The transcript has 12 exons. Bases 162 to 3326 code for a protein of 1054 amino acids. The record is from RefSeq and is a predicted model, not a curated record.